GAUACCGGUUGUUCUUCUACGGAGAGGCGCCGGUAGAAGGUCCAGGGGGCACUGCCGCUGAUCGAUCAUCGAUGGGGCAAACAGGCAUGGUUUGGUCUUGCUGCCAGCGCUGCGGCAUUCUGUUUGUUAGAACAUCGCCGGUGUCGAUGAUCUUAGUGAGGAGGAAGGGCGAGGGUUGAAAUCUUCUACUCUUCUUCAUGCUCACAGCGAAUCUUUGAGAGAAGCAAUUUCUAGGAUGGAUUCCGGCAAGCCGCCGCUCGCCGGGGUCAAGGAUGCCGUGCAAGUGGCCGUGAACAUCCGGCCUCUCAUCGGAUCGGAGCUCUUGCAGGGCUGUAGGGAUUGCAUCAAUGUUGUCGCUGGAGAGCCUCAGAUCCAGCUCGGGACGCAUUGUUUCACGUUUGAUUACGUCUAUGGCACUACCGAGUCAUCGUCGUCCAAGAUCUUCAAGGAGUGCGUAGCUCCGCUUGUGGAUGGGCUCUUCUAUGGCUACAAUGCUACUGUUCUUGCGUAUGGCCAGACUGGUUCUGGGAAGACAUACACAAUGGGAACAGGGUACACUCCUGGAGGGAACAAUGGAGGAGUUAUCCCCCAAGUCAUGGAGAAGAUUUUUAACAAAGUCCACCAUCUCAGGAAUCAAACGCACUUCCACAUCCGAGUCUCGUUUAUAGAGAUAUUGAAAGAAGAAAUCCACGACUUGCUUUGCGAAACAACAGUUACGAAGCAAGACACAAGUGGGAUGAAGACGCCGCUGCUAACAAGACCAUCAAUUCAAAUUCGGGAAAGCACUGCUGGAGAGAUCAACCUUGCUGGCAUCACAGAAACCGAUGUUCACACCUUGCAAGAGAUGGCGUCGUGUUUAGCUCAAGGUUCUCUUUCCCGUGCGACCGGAAGCACGAAUAUGAAUUCUCGUUCAAGCCGUUCGCAUGCUAUCUUCACCAUCACUUUGGAACAGAAGAAAAAGCACCGUGAGAAGAGCUCUUCCUCUUUUGAUGCUGCAUGCGAUGACUUUCUGUGUGGAAAGCUUCAUCUUGUGGACCUUGCUGGGUCUGAGCGGGCAAAAAGGACUGGAACUGAUGGGAUGCGUUUUAAAGAGGGUGUUCAUAUCAACAAAGGUCUUUUAGCUCUUGGGAAUGUAAUUAGCGUUCUUGGAGAGGACAAGAAGCGAAAGGAACCAAGACAUGUGCCGUACAGGGAUAGCAAGCUCACUCGACUUUUACAGGAUUCACUUGGUGGUAACAGCAGGACUGUGAUGAUAGCUUGUAUCAGUCCGGCUGAUUCAAAUGUCGAGGAAACUCUUAAUACUUUGAAGUACGCAAAUCGGGCAAGAAAUAUCCAAAAUAAACCAAUUGUGAAUAGAGAUCCAAUCGGGACAGAGAUGCAGAAACUGCGACAGCAGCUCAAUCUCUUACAGGCAGAGCUUGUUUGUGCUCGUGCAAGUGAAUGCGCACCUACAGUUCUUGAGGUUUUGAAGCAAAAGCUCUCUUCGUUGGAGGCUAGCAAUGAAAAACUACGCAGGGAGUUAAUGGAGUCGCAAGAAAGCUGUAACAGUCUUUGUCAACGUGCUCUUGAUGCUCAAGUGGAGCGUGAUAGGCUCUUACAGGAAGUUGAACGUCGUCCAACAUCUGGUUAUGACGAGCACACAGCUGAGCCUACCAGCUUGCUGCAGAGUUACAUGAGAACAAUUCAUGAUUUAGAAGCAGAGCUACAGCUGUUACGCACGUCGUGUUCUGGCGAUGUUCGCCGCGUUUCAACUUCAUCCGAUGGAGGGUGCUCCGACAUCGUUGACGGAAACCAUGACGUUUUUGAGGAGGAUGCCAUGACUGCUAAGGAGGUGGAGCAUCAUCUGUUUCUAAGGGAGUGUAUGGAUAAGGAACUUCAAGAGUUGAAUAUGCAGCUGAAGGAGAAAGAGGCAGAGAUGACUCGAGUUGCAAACAAUGAUGCUGCUGUACUCAAAGACCAUUUCGAUAAAAAAAUACUGGAGCUUGAAGAGGAGAAGAAGAAGCUUCAGAUGGAGAAAAAGCUAUUGUCGUCGGAGCUCGAAUCACUUCAUUCCUCUUCGGAUGAACAGACCAAGAGGAUUCAGAGUUCGUACGCACAGAAGUUGAAAGAUCUGGAAACUCAGAUUUCUGAUUUAAAAAAGCAGCAAGAAAAACAUGCACAACUUUUGAGACUCAAGCAACGGAGUGAUGAUUCGGCGCAACGAUUAGAGAAUGAGAUACACCGAAUCAAGCAGCAGAAGGUGCAUUUGCAAAACCGCAUAAAGCAAGAAUCUGAACAUUUUAGGACAUGGAAGGCUUGCCGGGAGAAAGAACUAAUGCGCUUGCGCAAGGAAGGUAGACGGAAUGAGUAUGAGAUGCACAAGCUACAGACCUUGCAUGAAAGGCAAAAACAGGUACUGCAUAGGAAAACUGAGGAAGCAGCCACAGCUAGUCGAAGGCUUAAAGAAGUCCUUGAAGCUCGAAAACAGGAAGCUCGUGAAAACCAUGUGUCAGGAACACCCGCUAAACUGACUGCGAAGACAUUUCAGCAAUGGUUUGAUAACGAACUAGAAAGUGCUGUUAGGCUGCGAGAGGCGAGGCUUGCUUACGAGAAGCAGAAUGCUUUCCAAGAGGGAGAUGCGCGUUCGGACGCUCAGAACGCACCAACGAGCCCGUGCGACACGGAGGGUCUUUCGGUAUCAUCUUUCUCGAAUGGACGUAUUGAUUCGUUGGAGAGGACGAGCACGGCAAUUACCAUCUCGACCACGGCAUUAGAUUUAGAAGAGGAACAAUAUAGAGUCAGGGGACCAGUUCGGUGGCAGCAAGUGCGUACUCUUGGAGAUGCCAAGGAUCUACUCAACUUCGUUUUCAACGUUGCAGCCUGUGCAAGAUGCCAGCUAAGUGAUAGAGAACACGAAAAUAAAGAACUCAAUGAGAAAAUCAAUCUCUUGCUGGAUGAACUGCGGCAAACGGAGUGUCAGAAGAAGCAACUAGAAGAGCUGAUGCCCACGACCGCCAAUAAUACUGGUGUGUCGGAUGCUCAUGCGGACGAGCUCCUCCGGCUUGAUAUUGGGGGACUUUUGGAGGAGCAAGUUAUGAGUUUCUCCAAUCCAGACGAACUUGGAGACGGGGCAUGCCAGAGCAUAGAACCAAAUCCAGAGAGCUCAGGAAGGACUUGGAAAUGGAGGAAAAGUGGCACUCCAAAGUGGCCGCUCCAGUUCAAGUGGAAGUGGCAAAAGCCUUGGCGGAUAGCUCAGUGGACGCAAAAGAACGAGAAAGCUAUAAGGCCGGCUUCCAGUGCGCUCAGGGUCCUGGACAUGAUUUGAUUCCGGGAGCUCCUUUUUACAAGUUUUUCUACUCGAGUUUUAGCAUCCCAGAGCAGGCAUAUUUUGACCAGAGUCAACAGUUGACCAUGAAGUUUAAAUUGUCAACGCAUUUGAGACCA
Messenger RNA from Selaginella moellendorffii, 3423 nucleotides. RefSeq names its product kinesin-like protein KIN-4A. Gene Ontology annotation, molecular function: microtubule binding; ATP binding; microtubule motor activity. The record is from RefSeq and is a predicted model, not a curated record. The transcript is spliced from 21 exons. Gene Ontology annotation, biological process: mitotic spindle organization; microtubule-based movement. Bases 236 to 3304 code for a protein of 1022 amino acids. NCBI's taxonomy places the organism in Eukaryota, Viridiplantae, Streptophyta, Lycopodiopsida, Selaginellales, Selaginellaceae.